AGUCUGCCGCCCGCUCGCCCGGCCGCGCAAGCUCCUGCCCCCGAUCCGCCGGCCGCCGCCGCCCUGCCCCCGAUCCGCCGGCUGCCGCCGCCCGCCUCACUGCCGGAGACCGCCCGCCUCGCUGCCGUAGAUCCCCCCGUGGUCGUACCGCCCUCUGCCGGACACCCCCACCGCCCGCGGCCGUCGCCCCCCAUCCGCUGCCCCUACCCUGCGGAGGAGGAUCAGAAGUAUGCAGACAAACACAUCAACCUUUGCCGGUCCCAACAUCUUCCAUAUGCAGCUUCCUGUCAGAGCAAACUGAUCCCUGACACCUAGAAGACAUGUGUAAUUAUGACUGCCUCAUGCACAUAGCAAAAAUGUUUCAGACUCUGUCUUCUUUUGUUUUAUAGUCGUUUAAAAUUUGUCACGCUGCUCCUCUAGGUGGUCUUCUUUAGUUUGAUGUACUCUUCGCUUCUGUCGCUGAAGAAGUGAAGGGGAUGGAGGAAGAAAACUGAGAUAUUGGCUGUGGGGUUGUGGAUUUGUGUUCUCUGACUCAAUAUCCCCUUGUAUUCCUCAUGCACUCACGAAACACCUUGCCCUGAAAUUUCAAAAGUGGAAAUCGAGUGGCGGAUCAACAUCGGAAGGAACCCAAACUAACCUUUUCAACGGUGAUUUCAUAUUUGUCCUUCCAACUCUGAUUUAGUAGUCUUUUCGUGCUGUAAAUUGCAGGUUUGGCAAGAAACUUCGGCUUAAUUUUUUUAAUAGUGAUCUUAGUAGUAUUUUCAUGCUGAAGAUUUCAGAUUUGAUAAGAUACUUUGACUUAAUAUUUUCUAUGGUUGUAUUCCAGAGAAAUAUUGAGGUGUGAAGUUAGUAUACGAGAUGAAGAAUAUCCACAUCAUCUGUAUUGGUAGUGUGCCAUUCUGAUUUUUGUUCCUGUCGGAUUUGCAGAUAGGUGCAGCGGGAGUGAUGUUAGUAGUCUUUUCAUGCUGUAAAUUGCAGUUUUGUCAAUACACUUCGUCUAAAUUUUUUUAAUAGCGAUCUUAGUAGUAUUUUCAUGCUGAAAAUUUCAGAUUUGAUAAGAUACUUCGACUUAAAAUUUUCUUUGGUUGUAUUUCAGAGAAGUAGUGAGGUGUGAAGUUAGUAUACGAGAUAUAGGUGCUCCACACCAUGUGUAUUGUUGCGUAAACCUUCUCUGAUCACUUGAAGAUGGGGAAGAAAAAUCCAAAUGCACGUCGGUUUGCCUCAAGCGAACGUGCCCCGUCACUGGAUGUAACAAACUCACCUCUAAAUGCAAAUGCAGAGAGUAGUUCUGCUGCUCGACAGAAAGGUAACCAAUCAUGGUACACCAGAUUGUCUGAUGAAAAGAAAGCAGAGCUCCUCGAGAAGCGUCGUGUCGCCUGGCGUGAGAAGAAGACUGCAGCCGUACAAAGUGUAAACCAUGCCCGGGUAUCACAAGAACAUGCUUCUUCUGUGGGGUCUGAGCAAUUUGUCCCUUUGAGCAACAUCACCAACACACAUAUAGAUGUUGCAGUAUGUACGGCGGCAAGCUCCGCGGGUACUGCUCAUCUUCACCAAAACAAUAUUGCAGGCAAAAAAAGAAGUCCACAAAGUUGGUAUGCUGGACUAUCCGACGAGCGGCGAGCUGAGUACAUACACAAACAGAAGAUGGCCCGACUCGCAAGGAAAGCAGCAACUGCCGGGGUGAAUGUCCAAUUGCCUACAUCAUCUGCCUCGCAAACUUCAUCUGGUCCUUCUGUGUGUCGCUGCUGUCAGUCUCGGGCUUACUGCUUGGAGAACAGGAGGAGCGUCAGGGCUCUUUGCUGCAUCUGUGGGGGUACUGGCCAGAAGUAGGUGAGCUAAAAUACUAGGCCCCAUCUCUGCUUGAUCUGUUCAGCCAACUGAAUUUGUUCUCCUUACUUAUUUCUGUUUCUUUUGGUGUAUGUGAAGUGUUACAACUUUAUUUCCAUUGCUGCCAUCUUGCUUUUCGUGAGCUAAUUCUGUACAAUCAAGCUAUCGUUUACAGUAAUGAGUGGACAAUGGCCUGAUAGAGGUUUCGCUGCAAUGCAUGGUUAAGUGUUGUCCUACCUCCUAUCAGAGGUUAUUGCUGUCCAUAUUCCUAUGCAUAUGCUUUUAUUUUCAGGUUAUUGUUAUCCAUGUAUCACACAAGCUAAGGUGGUCACCUUUGAUCUAAUACCCGCGAGUCUUCUAUAUUGUCUUCAUCCUAUUCGUGCUAAAACAUACUCAGGGGCGAUCGCCCACCUGAACGAUUAAAUGGAUCAAUAUUCUGGACAUUACAAGUUGGGCCAGAGUGGGCCAUAUGGAGGUACAUCAAACAUAGGAAGGGUGGACAGGAGCAGGCACAAAAGGACCUACACCAAUGUACAAGGGGAUCAUGAUCUAGGAGAAGCGAGGCCUGGACAACAGGUGGUAGAGCAGCAUGCCUAAGAGAAGCACAAGUUACCACUACUAUUCAGCAAAUGACACAACCAGAUAUUUAUGGAUUUUCCUUAACUGUAAUGACUUCAUUUGUUCUUGAAAUGGAGAAUCUUAUGUAUGUCUCUUGCUAUCCAUGUGCCAGAGCCAUGAGUUGGUUGCGAGAUCUUAUGGGUUUCACCUUUAGCCUACCCCAACUUGUUUGGAACUAAAGGCUUUGUUGUUGUUUGUUGUUGAUGAAUUUUGCGAUGCAAUAUGUUUUGGAGACUGAAAAAAUUAAGCUCUGUGACAGCACAUAUGGACUCA
Molecule: messenger RNA, 2718 nt
Organism: Triticum aestivum (bread wheat)
Lineage: Eukaryota; Viridiplantae; Streptophyta; Magnoliopsida; Poales; Poaceae
Exons: 5
Coding region: 1186-1830 (214 amino acids)
Source: RefSeq, a predicted model, not a curated record